Messenger RNA from Solea solea (common sole), 4101 nucleotides. RefSeq names its product guanylate cyclase 2g (gene gucy2g). The record is from RefSeq and is a predicted model, not a curated record. The transcript is spliced from 22 exons. Gene Ontology annotation, cellular component: membrane. Gene Ontology annotation, biological process: protein phosphorylation; cGMP biosynthetic process; receptor guanylyl cyclase signaling pathway. Gene Ontology annotation, molecular function: peptide receptor activity; protein kinase activity; guanylate cyclase activity. The coding region runs from base 1 to 3330 and encodes 1109 amino acids. NCBI's taxonomy places the organism in Eukaryota, Metazoa, Chordata, Actinopteri, Pleuronectiformes, Soleidae.
AUGAGCCACAUACUGGUACUUCAUUUCACUUUUGUGUUAAGUGCAGCUGCUCUUCUUAACAACAGCACAAAUGGGUCACAGCCGUACAAGUUGAUCAUUGGCUUCCAGGCUCCCUGGAACAUGUCCUUCCCUUUUAGCGCCCUGCGCCUGGGCUCAGCCAUGCAGAUCGCCGUGGAGAAGGUGAACACAAAUCCCUCCUUCCUGGGCAACUUCAGUCUGGAUUUUGUGUACAUGGACACAGACUGUAAUCCCAAACUCUCCCUGGGAGGAUUCAUUCAUCAAGUCUGGAAACAAAAUGUGUCUGCACUCUUUGGUCCAGCGUGUCCAGGAGAGGCUGAGGUUACAGGUCUCAUUGCAUCGGCAUGGAACAUCCCCAUGUUUGGGUUUGUGGGACAAUCGUCCAAAACAGACAACAGUGUUAUCUAUGACUCCUACAUCAAGAUUGUGCCCCCUCUCAAAAGAAGCUCCGAGGUCUUGGUGAAGACGCUGGAGUUCUUCGGGUGGAAGCACGUGGGGAUUAUCGGAGGGGGGUUGGAAUCCAACACCUGGGACAAAGUGGACGCUUUGUGGAAAACGGUGGAGAAUCCACUGAGAGAGAAGUUCAAAGUAACCGCCGCGGUGCAGUUUGACACCAGCGAUCCUCAGCUGGUUUAUCGGAACGUGAAGUACAUCGCAACCGUUGCCCGGGUGAUUGUGGUGCUGUCGAACAGCGAGGACUCGAUGACUCUGCUGCUGGAGGCUGAGCGACAGGGACUCAUGAAUGGUGACUAUGUUUUCUUCCUGGUGCAGCAUUUUGAGGAUAACUUGUGGAAAUACGCCCUGAACAGCUCGAUGAACCAAGCUGCCCUGAGAGCAUUUGACAUGACCUUCAUCAUUGGCCAGAAAUCUUAUGAAGGCUACGAGUACUACGACUUCUUUGAACAAGUGUUUGAAAAACUGCGAGGACGCCCAUUCAGGAGCAACCUGACAUCUGCAAAACAGGUGAGCCCCUAUUCUGCCUACCUGCAUGACGCCGUGCUGCUCUAUGCAAUGGGACUGAAGGAGGUCCUCAAAGACGGGAAAGACCCUCAUGAUGGACGUCAGGUGCUUCAAACCCUGAAAAAGAAAAACAGCAUUCGCUUUUAUGGUGCCUCUGGAUUAGUCCACUUUGAUGAAGACGGAGAGAGAAAUGUGGACUAUUCCAUUUUAGACCUGCAGUACAGUGGAGACGUCAUUAAGUUUGUGCCCAUUCUCCAAUUUGACAGUCAGUCCAAAAAUAUCCGGCCAACACCUAUGUAUACUUCUGUGGUUUGGCCCAAAGGACGAGCUCCAGCUGAUAAACCAGAAUGUGGAUUCAACAACGAAUACUGUGAAUGGCUGAGUAAUGACGUCGUCCUGCUCACCCUCGUUGUGACCUUCCCGAUGAUUGGCGUGCUCGCCGUCCUCUGCAUCGGUCUCCUCACUCUGCAGAAGUCCCGCCUCCAGACCAAACUCGAUGACUCCUGCUGGUGGCUCAUACACUACAGCGACAUCACCAUCGUCAGGGAGCCCACAGGAAACCACGGUUUAUCUUUUAGCACCACAAAGAGUCAGAGUGGGAGUGGGGGCUCUCAGUCCAACUUCUCCAGCAACAGCUAUGGCCUGAAGGACAAAUCAGGGAGAGAGCACAUCUACGCCACCAUAGGACUCUACCAGGGGAAUCAAGUGGCUGUCAAGUACAUGAAGAACCACGGUGGUUGUAAUUUCCAGAAGCCUUCAAUUAUCAAAGAGUUCAGUGUGAUGAAAGAGAUGAAACAUGAGAAUUUGGUGCAGUUCUUCGGUGCAUGUGUCGAGCCUCCAAAUGUUUGCUUGGUCACGCAGUACUGCAAGAAAGGCAGUCUGAAGGAUGUUUUCAAGGCGUCUGAUAUUGAACUGGAUUGGAUGUUUAAGCUCUCUUUUGCUUAUGACAUUGUAAAUGGAAUGGAGUUCAUUCACAAGAGUAGCCUGAAAUUCCAUGGGAAUCUUAAACCCGACACGUGUCUGGUGGACAGUCGGCUACAGAUCAAACUCUCAGGAUUCGGACUGACGGAGUUUAGAAACAAGAUGACCACACAGGAAAACCCCCACUAUGAUGAGAUGUACUGGACAGCUCCUGAGCUCCUGAGAGUAUCUGGUACCCUGCCUAAUGGGACACCUAAAGGAGACAUCUACAGCUUUGCCAUCAUAAUGUGGGAGCUCAUGUACAACUCUAGGGCUGGACCGUACCAUGAAGUCAACCUAGAGCCCAAAGAGAUUAUCAUGCAGUUGCGGACACCUUACCAAGGGCAGCCCCUACGACCAGUGCUUUCUGAGCAGCUGUGUGACGAGAACAUCAACACACUGCUGAGGGCCUGCUGGAAUGAAAACCCAGACCACCGACCACCGUUUGGGUCAUUACGGAGGGAGCUGAGGGACAUCAGCCCUGACAGCCAUGCAAAUAUACUGGACAAUAUGGUGGAUAAGUUGGAGAAAUAUGCUAAUCACUUGGAGGACGUGGUGGAAGACAGGACCAAUCAGCUCACAGCAGAAAAGGCCCGUGCAGACAGGCUUCUCUCCAGCAUGUUGCCAAGGUACAUUGCAGAUCAGCUGAUGGCAGGGAAGUCAGUGGAGCCCCAAAGCUACGACCUGGUGACCAUUUUCUUCUCCGACAUAGUGGGUUUCACCUCCAUGUGCUCUGUGAGCUCUGCGAUGGAGGUGGUCACGUUCCUCAACGACCUCUACAGCCUCUUUGACGACAUUAUCAAGAUGUACGACGUCUACAAAGUGGAAACAAUUGGUGAUGCAUACAUGGUAGCCAGUGGUCUACCUAUCAGCAAUGGCUACAAGCACGCUCUGGAGAUAUCCACAAUGGCUCUACACUUCCUGAACGCCAUUAAAAACUUCCAAAUCCACCAUAUGCCAACUGAGAGUCUUGCAAUUCGCAUUGGCAUACACUCUGGUCCAGUGGUUGCAGGUGUCGUAGGCACCACGAUGCCUCGCUACUGUCUGUUCGGAGACACGGUGAACAUGGCUUCUCGGAUGGAAAGUAACAGCCUACCCAUGAAGAUUCACAUAUCUCAGUGCACUGCAGACAUUCUUAUCAAGGCUGGAUCAUACGAGCUGGAGGAAAGGGGUGAAAUCGAAAUGAAAGGUAAAGGGGCUCAUAAGACCUACUGGCUGCUGAGUAAAGAAGCGUUCAAUCCUCCUCCUAUAGCUCACAGCUCUCCACCAGCUGACCGUCUAAAACUGCAGCCAGAGAAACCCGCCAUGACCAGAGCUUCUGAGAAAAAGGUCCCAAAAAUCGUGACCAAAGGUCUCAUUACUGAGACCAUGAUGCCUAAAGUGCACAUUUGAAGAGACCAGGGAUGGUGUGACCAUAUAUUUUGGAUAAAUUAGCAGGAAGGUCUGGAAAUGUCCAUUCCACAGGUCUCACAUAAUGCACAAGCUUUUGAGUGGGACUGCAUGGAGACGAAAUGUGGACAAAGGCCUUUGGUAAUGAUGCAAAACACUGAUAUAAGGAUGCUUAUUUAUUUGUGAGGAAUGAUGGUUUUAUUUUUUUAUUGUGAUUUAGUCACAAAUUAAUAAAUAAGCUGAGUCAGAACCACACGGGUGGUAGCAGUUAUAUUAUUCACACAACACUGUAUGAAAAAUCUAAAUCUAUAUUUGUAUUAGGGAGAGAUUAUCAACAUUAACAAAUAUACAUCAGACUGUUUCUGUCCUCUGUCCUGUGAUAGUGGCUUCUACCCUUCCAUCACUUUGGAUUAAUGUUAUUUUGUUUACAGGAAGAUUAAAGAGAUAAAUGAAUAUUAUGCAUGGGGCGCAGGAUUAGUCCUUGAAAAAAGGACUUUUAUUUCACUUUGUCUUUGUAUUCAUGUCAUGUUUGGGUCAGUGUGCAGUCAGCCUUAUUUGAAAACUUUAGAUUUUUAUCACAAAUAUAACUUGUAGAAAAUGUCUUAACUUUGGCUGAUCACUACUUUUAAUCCUUUUAAUUCCAAGGACAUCUGGAGGAGUGAGUAUAUUCACAUGCAUCAUAUUAUUUUACCGUCAGUGCAAUAGAAUAGACCAAAGUAUGAGACGUGGGAACUGUUGUUACUAUACUGUUGUUGAGAUUGUGUUUAUUCAUUC